AUGUCUAGAAAACGAGGGAGAUCCCAAAGUCCGGGAUCUUCAUGGCAACCCCUGCUUCCUGACGAAGAGGAAUCCACUGAUUUGAAAUUGGCGAUCCUAGCCUCACUACAUCCCACCCACGAGGAGGAGACUCUUCUCGAAGCUCUAAUUCUGUCUGAUGGGUCUGUAGCACGCGCCUCUGACGCGUUGAAAGACCAGAAGUCUCGUCCGGCCCAAAAACAGUUAGGGAAAUCCGGUGUUGGUCAUCAAGCAUCCCUCUCCUCCUAUCUUGGUGCUCCGAGCAGAAAUGUCCGUUCCCCAAAGAGGCAGAUAACCAAGAGAGGGAAAACAACAUACCUUUACAGACCGGAGGAUAUCGAAACCCAUACGCCAUGUUCAAUUAUCCAUAAUUUUCUCCCUGUUGAAGAGGCAGAUGCACUGCUCCUCGAGUUACUGGCGGAAGUGCCCAGCUACAAAAAGCAGACAUUCCAGUUGUUUGGGCGGGAAGUCUCAAGUUCGCACACGUUCUGCCUGUAUGCGCAAAAUGAAGAAGCGGCGGAGAGACAGAAAAAUGAGUAUUUUAAUGAUGGGAAGAAAACUGAGGAUGUACGCUAUCUCCUCCCCGAGAUGCGUAAAGCCUCUUCAAAGGUCCAGGAAGCAGUCAACAGGGAAAUUCAGCGCCGAAUUCGAGACGUCUACCCGGACGGCAAGAAAUUGAAAUACCAAUCCCCCGACCCCUGGGUGCCUAAUAUGGCGUUUGUGAACACCUAUGCGACGCCUCGGGAAAAUCUAGGCUACCACUCCGACCAGCUCACGUAUCUUGGGCCUCGAACUGUUGUUGGAAGCCUUAGCCUUGGGGUUGCACGAGAGUUUCGUGUGCGCAAAAUCGUCGCCCCAGACGAGGAUUAUCGUAAGGACAACGGGUCUCUCGCAGAUGCCCAAGGCCAAAUGUCUAUUCAUUUACCGCAUAAUUCCUUGCUCGUGAUGCACGCCGAAAUGCAGGAGGAAUGGAAGCACUGUAUUGCUCCUGCUCGCACGAUUGACCAGCACCCACUCUCGGGAACUAUGCGCAUCAACAUCACCUAUAGGCAGUACCGAACGAGCUUACACCCGAAAUUCAUGCCGAAAUGUCGAUGUGGGGUACCAACUAUCCUCCGCUGCGUGCAACAAAAGAAGGAGAAUCAUGGUCGUUACAUGUGGAUGUGUCACACCAACUACAUUCCCGGCCAGAAAGGAUGCUCUUUCUUCCAGUGGGCGGAAUUUGAUGAUGAUGGGGAACCCCCCUGGGCUUCUUAUUCGAAACGGAAAGAGGUAGAAAUAAAUACUGGGGUCUCUUAGUUAUUGUGGUCGGUGGACAACCCUUUUCCACUAAAGCCAGUAACGAAGCAAGGCUUCCGAAAUUUUACUUUGAAUUUCGCAAAGCUUUUGAUGUGACCCCAGUGUAAGCGAUAGGUGGAUUGAGCGUCAGAUUGGAGAUAUUUCGCUUUGUUAUCGGGACAUUAUAAUUGACACAAGGUUAAAGAGAAUGCCCCUAGACUUCGAUUGAUCAGUCAAAGUGAUUUACUACGGAAAAGACGCUUGGAAGAUAUCCC
This is a messenger RNA of Aspergillus ochraceoroseus IBT 24754, 1571 nucleotides long. RefSeq lists its product as uncharacterized. Gene Ontology annotation, cellular component: nucleus. The record is from RefSeq and is a predicted model, not a curated record. Gene Ontology annotation, biological process: DNA alkylation repair; DNA repair. Lineage: Eukaryota; Fungi; Ascomycota; Eurotiomycetes; Eurotiales; Aspergillaceae. The transcript is spliced from 2 exons. Gene Ontology annotation, molecular function: dioxygenase activity; zinc ion binding. Bases 1 to 1317 code for a protein of 438 amino acids.